Molecule: messenger RNA, 3488 nt
Organism: Cynara cardunculus var. scolymus (artichoke)
Lineage: Eukaryota; Viridiplantae; Streptophyta; Magnoliopsida; Asterales; Asteraceae
Exons: 8
Coding region: 13-3240 (1075 amino acids)
Source: RefSeq, a predicted model, not a curated record
GCGUACAAAAGAAUGAGUAGAACCAAACCCCAUAAACGCCUUCAACCCCGCAAGUCUUCUCAUUCUUUCACAGAGGAACAAAUGAUGGGUUUAGGGUCUUUCGCAGCAUCGUCGUCAUCAUCUUCCUCAAAUUUGUCGCCUUUAGCUCCCCCUUUUACUGUUGAACGAUCUAACUAUAAUAAACUCAAUUUGAGUUCAAAUCGAGAUUCCCAUUUCAAUGGCACGUCAGAUGGAGUGCCCUUCACCUCCCCUUGGCCCAAUUUUCACUCUUCAACUGCUAGACAGGGUUUAUUGGCCGAUUCGAUAAGGACUGCAACCGUUCCUUCUGCAAAUAGUUAUAUGGUUCCUGAGCUUAUCAAUUCACCAACCACUUAUAAUUGGGAUUCUCUGCACUCUGUAAUUAAAUCAGGUUUGGAACCUAUAAAUGCGCCUGCUUCCCAUUUGUCUGCUAUGAACCCUAAUCCACAACCUCUAAAUGCGCCUGCUCCCCAAUUGUCUGCUAUAAACCCUAAUCCACAGCGUGUCAUUGAUUCAUCGUCUUAUAAUCGUACUGAACCAUUCUAUUAUCCCUGUGUUUCAUGGUCGUCCGAUGAAGAUGAUGCUCCCUUGGCCCCCCUUAAUGAGGAUUUCUCGCAUAAUCGGGGUCUUUUUCAUGGUCCUGGAUCUUCUCAAGUUGAUUAUAGCCAACACUUGUCUGGAUUGAAGUAUAAUGCCCCACAGGUCGGCACCUGGGGAGGACUAGCAGAUGGAUCAAGAGGAAAUAAUUUGGACGCUGAACAGAGUUUCUUCUCAGAGGAGGCAAACGUUGCAGGUUCACUUGCUUGUAGGAGUUAUAUGAAUCAAGGUGCUUAUGAUGUCGAGAGUUUGAGCAAGGGAAAAGAAGAUCCUGCCAUGUUUCCUGGAAGACACUCCAAUCUUGUAAGAGAAAAGAACAUAGGACCUUCAAUCGUUGGGAAGUCGCAUGGUGCAUCAUUUUCUGCGGUUAAUCAGGGGCUUAAUCUGAAUGGGUUCUCCAAAGAACUUACUUUUACAGCCUUUCCUGAGUUUUCAGAAUCUCAUCCAUUGGUACCCUCUCCUGAACCUCCCAAAGAACCCUGGAAUAACCAUAGUUCAUACACUCCAUAUGGAACAAGAUCAUUAUUUGAUACCUAUACUAAUCUCAAACCACCGUCAAUAACAAAAUCUUUGCCGUCUGUCGUGAUAAAACCUCCAGCUUCACUUUCCACCUUUUCAGCUCAGGGUGCUGUUUCUAGCAAAAAUGUGGAGAUCAGCAGCACUCCAGCUUUUAACAGCAAUGAUGUUUUGGUUAGUCAUAAACCCUUAAAAGAAAAGGAGUCUCAUCUUCCACUAGGUUUUGAAGCCAAAGGUAGUUCUUUAGCUUUAAACCAACUGAGCUUUCAAAUAGGAAGAAGUGAUGAUCAUGUGUUGGUUGAUUCCUCCGCAAGGAGAGAUGCAUCCAACAUGAUGUCUACCGACGAUCAGUUGGAUUUCAAGUUCAAAUCAAUUCCGAAUGUCCAAUUUCCUGAUAUCAAUAUCACCAAAGAUGGGAAGUCUGCAACAAAUUUGUCAGAGCAUUUAGAUCAUCAUAACCCUGCUGAAGAUUCUCCAUGUUGGAAAGGUGCUCCCACUCACUUUUCACCAUUUGGAUCCCCAGAUGCAGAACCACCUCAGCAUCCUAUGAAGAAACGUCAUGAACAUAGUGUUUCCAAUGAGAGAAUAUUAGCUUCUAAGCCCACUGAAAAAGACCACAAGUCUGGUGGAGCAGUGGUUGUGGGAUUGGAUUCUGUAGAAGCUAGCAAAGGACAAGCUCAGUCUUCUUGUGAUAUGGCCAGACAUAGAAAGGAAUAUAGUUUCUUGAGCGAACCAUCAAGUAAUGCAAACUCUCAAGCUUCUAAACUGAAGCUACCAAAUGUCAAUGAGGAUGUUCUGUUAUCUGGUAUGAUAAUCCGAUCAACAGAUGGAAUUGUGGGGCAGACUCUGCAUGCCUCCAUAGAAAAUGCUGCUGAUAUUGCAUCGGCUGAAAAUUUUGACGUGAAUGUUAUUGUUAAAGCACUGAAUAACCUCUCAGAGUUGCUUUUACUUCAUUGUUCAAAGGAUGAAUGUGCACUGAAGGAACAAGAUCGCAAUGCCCUUGAUCAUAUUGUUGGCAAUCUUAAUGUCUGUAGGUCUAGAGAAAUUCAACAAGCGCCUCCCACACAAAAUUAUAAAUUGCCUCAGCAUAUCAGUUCAAAUGUGCUUCAGGAGGGUGCUUUUGUGGGCAAGUCUCAAGUGACAAAUGGAAGUAGCGGUAUAUUUUAUGAUCAGGCUGGUCAUCUGUCUGCUCUUCAUAUGGAAAGGAACAAUGAUCAUUUUGCUAAGAAUAUUGAGAAACUACAGGGUGCUUCUUUGAGGGACAUUGAUAUACAGAAAGAUCAUAACAUGGUUCAGACAAUAAAGAAGGUACUUGAUGAGAACCUAGAGUGCAAGGAGGAUCUACCAUCCCACAAUCUGUUGUACAAGAAUCUGUGGCUUGAAGCCGAAGCAGAGCUGUGUGCCUUGAGUUAUAAAGCUCGCUUUCAUCGUGUGAAGAGAGAGAUGGCCAUAUCUGAAGCAUCAGACCCAGAUGUAUCUGAAGUUAGUUCUGACAUAAAGAAAAUCUCAAACUCCAAUUUUUCUUUAAUUUCUCCCAAACUGAUAGAUGAAGCUUCUGGUAGCAAGCCAUCAAAUAUCCCCCCACAUAAUCCUUCUUUGCCAAAUUUUGAUGGCAACAUUGAUGAUGUUGAGAGUUCAGUAAUGGCCCGAUUCAAUAUCCUGAAACGUCGUGAAGAGUCAAAACCUGUUAAUACGCCAGAGAAAGAAGCUGUGGAUGUUGAAGUUUCUGGUAAUGACAUUCAAAGCUCUGAGGUGGCUGAGGGACCCCAUUUGCCGCAUGACCUUGGUAAAGAUGAUGCAGUAGUGAUAUAUUCUCAUGGUAACCAAAAGAUGCAGCACCAGCUGGCCUUGGAUACUAAGGAUGUUGAGCAUUCAAUUAUGGCAAGAUUGAAUGUUUUGAAGGGCCGAGGUGAGUCGGAUCCUGUUAAUGUUGAAUGGCAAGUUUUGGCAGAUGGUGCUCAUUUCCAGCAUCAAGCUGGUAAAGCAGAAGAUAAAAUGGGUUUUGUUGGGACAAGCGUGAUGCAGAAUCGGUUCGAGUCUGGGCUGUACUCCCCUUCCUACAAUGCAUCAUCAGACUGGGAACAUGUUCUAAAGGAUGAAUUUUCUUGACAUAGUGAUGUUGAGAUUAUGAGAUGGAAUCAAUCUUUUGGACUUGAUAGGUACAUAAGUAUAUCAUCAAACAUUGUGUAUAUUUGUGAUAUAUUGGGAUUGUAUAAAGUUGUCUUAUGUUUUCUUAUAAACACAAAGCUUGUGUAUGAUGAGACACCAAAGCACAAGGGUCGGACCCUGAACGAGAAAACAAGGUUUAUACUGAAAUAAUGGUAAAGCCACACAAUCGCGCUUGUGUGUAAUUUAUG